UGAACAUCUCUUAAUUUGUAAAAUGCAUUUUUUUAGAAGCAACACAUAUAUAAAGAGCUGUCGUCGAAGUUUUCAACACGGACAAAAACACGGUGUUUAGGAAAAGAUGUCGGGUUUAAAACUUGGACUUAUUUUGUUUUGCUCAAUUAAUCCAAAUUUUGUUAUUGAUGUUGAAGGAAUUGGUUGUAAUGCAGACGUCAGGAUUGCAAACAAAACUGCCUGUCCAGACGGUCUACGAGACGAUGGUCUUAGUUGUUGGAAGGACUCCUAUGGUCGAGGUGUUGGGCGUGUCCCAGAUAAAAUCCCAUGUUCUUCCGGUGAACGUGAUGACGGGACAAGUUGCUGGUUAGAUUCGUAUGGCCGAGGAGCGGGCCGCAUGCCUGAUAAAGCUUCGUGUCCGUCCGGACUCCGUGAUGACGGCACUAGUUGUUGGAGUGAUGCUCACAUUUACGGAAAGGGAUGCUGUUGCACAAUAUGGGGUUGUUGCGGAAACUGCAGAAGAGGCUACCAUGAUGAUGGCUGUACUUGUAGAAAAACUGAUGUCGGUAUUAAGUUGAACUUGUUCCAGAGGCAGUCAUGCCGUAGUAACGAAGACAAGCAUGGGGCUCUGUGCUACCCUAAAUGUAAAAACGGAUUCCAUGCAGUUGGGUGCUGCAUUUGCGAACCUCAUGGUGGUCCUAGAAUUGUAAAAACACUAGCCCAAAGGCAAAGAUGUCACGACAACGAAGACUUAUAUGGUGCACUCUGCUAUCCGAAAUGUAAAACUGGCUAUCGAUCGGUUGCUUGCUGCAUAUGUGAACCAAACGAAGGCCCGGGGAUAAAGAUGACUCUUUUUGACCGGUCGACCUGUACUGGUCACUUCUUUAAAUUUCUGAACCUGUGUCUGCAGAUAGGUAAUUGUCCAGUACUAGACGUAAUCGACAAAAUUACAGCUUUGGGAGUAAAGCUUACCACUGAAGAUAUAGAAAACCUCCACAAAGUGUUGUCCGUUGCGGGUAAGCUUAUUGGAUGAAAUGCUAUUGUUUACUGAACAAAACAGCUAACCUGCCAUUUGUUGUGUUUUUGUUGUUAUUGUUUUAUUGUUGUUGUUUUUCUUUUUUUUUGAUGUUGUUUUUUUCGUGUGUGCGCGACUAUCUAUUUUAUGAAUCACAGGAACGAUUUUUAGUUAACUCAACCGGUAUGUUUUCAUUUUAUAUCUCACAUGAAUCGUAGAAGCAUGUCAGCAUGUUUAAAAUGGUUCGUACUCAAAAUAACCCGUAUGUGAAAUUAUUAUUCUAGAAAAUGUAUUCCUGUUUACCGAAUAUUUAAGCAAAAAUAUUGUUAAUGUCAUGUUAGGUCACAAACAGUUAAAUAGUUUUCCCUAUAUAUUCUAUAUAAAACUGACAUUUUUUAAAGAGCUACCAAACAUAGCUAGACCCAUUUCAGAGAACAAAUUCAUUUCAAAGAGUUAUGAUAAAACUGACAUAAAAUGAAGAGAAAAGUAGGGGUCAUUUAUCUUCUAAGAGAGAUUUCUCUGGUCACAUUUGCUUACUGUAAAAUCACAUCAAAAUCACACUGCUGUGACCUGGAAGUACUACUCAUACUAAAAUUGAGCUUCACUUCACAAAAUAUAACCUGCUCUCCCAUUUUUCCUACCAAAAUGUCAAAAAUACAUCCACAAUGAAAUUUAAACAGAAACUAGCUUUAAUUUAGACCUCUGUUGCCAUGCCAAGUGAAAAAUUAGUGUUCCAAUACCUGGCAGCCAUUACGCGAAAAGACUAGAUGGCUCCCACGCUGGUUCCUUUACUUUAGUUAGUCACGGAAUAAAAUCUAUCUUGAAUACAUGUCUUGAUAGUGUUGAUGAAUUGUGGGCCCCGUGUAUGGAUAUUUAAAACAAUUUUCAGUUUCCUAGAACAACAGAAGGGUAAUUAAAAAUUGUACCGGGAUCGUACAGUCAUCACCUAUGAAAACAAUACAUUUAGUCUUCGUGUCCUGUUAUUAUGCUAGAACAGCGCCAUUACACGUUUGUUUCGUGCAUGAACGCCAGCAGUAUGUUGGUUACGUCGAUCAUCGGUCUCGGUUGGGCUUCUGCAGAUGCUAAUAUAUAUAUUCUUAGUAAACGUGUAUUACCCUGAUAAAGAGGAACGCUACAUCUCUGUAUUCUUCACUGUAUGAGAAACUACUUCUAUAUAUCUAUAUAUUUGACACAUGGUAUGUAAACAGGAAUGUAUUCAUAGUUGUUUUAUUAUUUGAUAAUAAUUUUGCAACUAGUAUAAAUUUUCUGUUUUUGUCAAAAUUGUAUAUAUAACAUAAUGACUUAGUGUUUAUGCUUGUUAAUUUCAUGCACGUAUGUUAUUGUUUUCAGCAUAUUGUAGGAAAUAAAAAUGUUUACUGAU
Molecule: messenger RNA, 2375 nt
Organism: Mercenaria mercenaria
Lineage: Eukaryota; Metazoa; Mollusca; Bivalvia; Venerida; Veneridae
Exons: 2
Coding region: 107-1012 (301 amino acids)
Source: RefSeq, a predicted model, not a curated record